AUGAGCGAAAAUAGUAAUAAAACUUCCCAGGAACAAGAAAAUAUAGACACGCGGCAAGAAGAAAAGAGUCUUCUAUCGUCGCAAAAUUUGGAAAGUGAGAGGCCUAAAUCGAGAUAUUCGGCUCGUUAUGCUCGCAGAAGUUUGGAGAAUACCAAUGUGAGAAACGACGAUUUUGUGGAUUCGCCAAACAGAGCGGCAAGUACAUCGUCUUUUACUUAUGGUUCCACCGCCUCUACCGAAAAGUUGGUGAACGAGAAAAUUCUUCUUCGUGGGGACGAUAAAGAGAACAGGACAGAAGACACGAAAUCAAACGGCCCUCAAAAUGGGAGGAUAAUCGAAAGAUCUUCCUCGAGCGAUGGUAAUCCAAAGAAUCUUGCUCAACAAGAACUUAUUCCUCCUCAAAAAAACGACGAAAAUGAUUCCUUAAAACAAUCGGAUCGUUUAACCGAUAAUGCCUAUGAUACACGUAGAUCGGAACACAACGAGAAAGAAUAUCAAGACACAAAAAAGAACGACACUCGACAGUUCGAAAUUGAGAAAAGUUUGCCUUGGCUGCGAAUGGAUCCUAGCGAUAAGAAUCUCUCAAAAGAGAUGUUUUUAUACUUGACUCACAAGGAAUUGAAAUGCAAGAUCGAGGAUCUUGCCAGAAGAGAAAUGCACGCGUGCAACAAACAAUGUUGGGACGAGGCUUUACGGCUAAGAGAUAUGAGAAAUAAAUUGGAAUUAAUUCGCGAAAAGAGAUUGUACAAUAUGGAAAAUCUCGAAUUGGACGAAGAAGCGAGAAAGAUAGGAUUGGUUAAUAUAGAUAAGAGAGAAGCGGAACUUAUCGAAAGAGAGAAGAUUUGUAUGGAUUCAAUGAUGUAUAGCGAAGAAGCAAAAGCUUUAUGGAAAAAAUGGGUACACGAAGAUGAAAGAUUCGUGAUUAAGGAUGCUCGCCAAGAAAGGGAAAAAUUGAUGAACAAUUUGGAGAAAGAAUGGCAGAAUCUCGCGAUUCGUGAGAAAGAAAGAAUCUCAAGAUCAUACCAGAAUGUGAUGAAUGAAUCUGCUCUGCAAGAAGAGCACAAAUUGGCUGCGGCUAUUAACGCAGCCAGAAUAAAACCCCUUUCAAAUUCCUUAAAAUAGGUUUAAAUAGAAUUUCAAAAAUUCGCGUGCUUGAUUUUAUUAUAUCAAGCUUAACAAUUGUUUGCAUUUCAAUAUUUCUAGAAUACAAUUUUUUGCAAAUGAUAAUGUUGCGACUGUUGGAUGCAUUUCAAAAAAAUUUAGAGAAAUGUUUAGAUCUUAGUAAAAUAUAAUUUAAAAAAAGAAAUAAAAGAAAGAAAUAUAUCUAACAGUUAGUAGUUGUUAACAGUUGACGAAAGACUGAUUAUAUUCUAAUUAAAUUGGUAUUUAAAAAAUGUUACCGAAAUUGUUUCAGAUUAAUUACUGUAUUUUUCAUUAUUUUAAUUGCUUGUUUGUAUAAUUAAUCACUGAAUUCGUACUCCGAUUUUAUAAUUCUAGUCGUUUUCUAAUAACAAUUACGAUAUUGUUAUCUAUUAUUAACUUUUUUAUUUACCAUUAAUUGCAGUUUAUUUAAUUGUAUCACAACUGUUUAUAAUAUUUCAUCAAUGAGAUUACUAUAUUUUAUAUUAUUAACUUGGAAAUAAAGUGAUCGCAUUGAA
Molecule: messenger RNA, 1658 nt
Organism: Apis cerana (Asiatic honeybee)
Lineage: Eukaryota; Metazoa; Arthropoda; Insecta; Hymenoptera; Apidae
Source: RefSeq, a predicted model, not a curated record